Molecule: messenger RNA, 2489 nt
Organism: Neurospora crassa OR74A
Lineage: Eukaryota; Fungi; Ascomycota; Sordariomycetes; Sordariales; Sordariaceae
Product: GTP-binding protein yptV5
Exons: 2
Coding region: 516-1952 (478 amino acids)
Biological process (GO): intracellular protein transport
Cellular component (GO): endomembrane system
Molecular function (GO): GTP binding; GTPase activity
Source: RefSeq, a predicted model, not a curated record
GGGACUGGUGGAAGGUCGGACUGGACUCAACUUUGCCCAGUCUUAUCAUCUUGAAACAAGCAACACAUCCACCCCGUACAUUAUCCAGGCUCUGAACACCUAUUUACCUUUGGUCCAUGUAACUUAUACGUAGGCCGAACGAAUCGACUUCACAAACCUUACAUUACAUUAACGGCUCCUUGCCCACCCUUGUCAUUGCCUACCCUGUCCGUCCUUUCUUGGCCUCAAAAGACCAUUCACUUCCCCCCCCACCUUCCUCGUCCGUCAAAGAGACUCUCCAACGUUCCUCCAACUACCCAUCACUACUCCGUGGCAUCGAGAGGGGGAAAAGAAGGGGAGAAGAACGACAUUUGACAGAUAAUAAGUCGUCCGAUAUACCUAACAUACAGAGGAGACGAGGACAAGCAAACAAAAACGACAAACGCAAGGCAUUACCAUACCCUUACCUUGACACAUAUCGCGAGAAACGACAGAAACAAGGAAUAAAAACAACAACCCCACGAACGAACGACGAUAUGUCGUCUUCUCUCGAGGCUAAAAUAGUCGUUCUCGGCUCCCAGGGCGUCGGCAAAACAUCCCUCGUGACGCGCUUCUGCAAGGGUGCCUUCAACCCAGCCCAAAUCACCUCGACCGUUGGCGCCAGCAUGAUGACCAAGCGCGUUAUCGACACUGAUACCGAUACCGUGGUGCGAUUACAGAUUUGGGAUACUGCUGGCCAAGAACGUUUCCGCUCCAUCUCCCGUCUCUACUACCGCGGCGCCAAUGCCUGCAUCCUAUGCUACUCCAUCACCGACGCCGCCUCCUUCGCCGAGAUGGGCAUGUGGCUAACCGAACUACGGCGCAACCUGCCUCAGGACAUAGUCCUGCACGUCGUCGGCACCAAGGCUGACAUGGUCGCCCGCGACCCUUCCAAGCGAGAAGUGCCCUUUGAGCGCUGCAUCGCCUAUGUAGCCGAAAACCUGAACCCGGGCGUGGGAUCGACGCCACCACCUACGGCCACGCCGUUGGGGAUGCCCGGGGUAGGGGGCUCUUUGAAUUCAAAUAGUGGUGGUGGCUUAGGAGGGUGGGCAGGUACAGGAACAGGAACAGGGGCGACGACGACGACAACGACGACAGGUACUGGGACUACACCAGCAACAACAACCACAGAAAGACCAGAACGAUCAGGUCUAGGAGGGCUAGGAGGGUUAGGGGGAAUCAGACUACGAGGAGGCGAAACCUCCCACCACCAACAACAACAACAACAACGAGAAACCCAAAAUGCCGAAGGAAGCAACACCACAACAACCGGCGGCGGCGGCGGCGGACCUAGACCACGUCUACGCAACCACCAUCACCCCCACCCCCAUGGCUUCCAAAGCACCGAACCUCGCUCCCCCAGCUCCAAACGCAGCUCUGGCUUUUGGGGCCAAGAAGUCGGCUGGGACGCCUGCCAUGAGAUCUCUGCCGAAUCAGGCGAAGGCGUGGAAGAAGUCUUUCGUGUGGUUACUCGCAAACUGGUGGAACAAAAUCGCAGGAUGCAGCAGGCUUUGUUAGCUGCUGCUGCUACACCUGGUGUCUUCACUCCUGGUGUAUUCGGGCCUGGGACUGGUGGAUUUUAUCCUGAUGGUGUGACAGGAGGACUAGUAGGCGGCGGUGGUGCUAGUGGUGCUGGUGCUGGUGCUGGUGGUUACGGAGCUGGUGUUGGCGGUGUUGGGUAUGGUGUUGGAGGGGGAGGUAGUGGUGGUGGUGGUGCGGGGGGGAACGGACUGCCAGGGUACUUCGAUCUGAAUCCCAAUGCGACAAUCAGGGUGGGGAGGGAUAGGAGGAGUUGGUUGUUUAGUCCGGGGAUCUUGUCGACGCCGGGGAUAUUGCUGCCUGGGGGAGGAGGGGAUGGUGUGGGGGUAAACGUGGGAGGGGAGCAGCAGAUGGGUGAUGAUGGUAGGAGAGGUGGGAAGGGAAAGUGCUGUUGACAUCUUUGCUCGCCCCUCCGAGGUCAAGAUUCUGGUGCUUGGUGUCUCUGCUCUGUCUUGAAGGAGAGAAAGAGGAGGAAAAGCGGGAAGAAGAAGAUGGAUGGAUGGAUGGAUGGAUGGACGCAUGCGUGUCUAUCAUGAUGAUACCCAUGAUUUUACGGAAACGACACGGUCUUUUUUCUUUGUGUUAUGCUUAGCCUCAUUUUACUUGCAUCGUUUUCCAUGACCGGCCGUUAGAUACCUGGUCCAUUUGGGCUUUUGAUUUGGCCUAGGAGAGAGAGCAUUGCAAUAACGGAAGGGAAGGGAAGGGAAAGACAAGGGUCAAUUUCAACCGGGGCUUGUCUGUUUGAACUUCAUACUUGCUGAUCGGGUUUGGACCAUGGUUUGGUUUUGUGCCUAGCUUCCUUUUAUGUUUGUUUUCCUCUGUUCUGCAUUGUUUAUGUUUUCCUCAUAUCCUCUACUCAAAGAUUACUAUGUGUGCUUACUUUGCCUCUUACUCGUCUUUUCAUCAUUACUCCUGCUGGACCAGGAAUAACG